Molecule: messenger RNA, 1447 nt
Organism: Mangifera indica (mango)
Lineage: Eukaryota; Viridiplantae; Streptophyta; Magnoliopsida; Sapindales; Anacardiaceae
Product: glutamic acid-rich protein-like
Exons: 2
Coding region: 606-1073 (155 amino acids)
Source: RefSeq, a predicted model, not a curated record
CUUGCAAUAUUAUCUUGUUUUCAAGGGUUUUAGAUAAGAUUUGUAGCAGUCUCAUGACCCCUGUUGCUAACCAUUAGUUAGAUUUUUGGCUUCUGUAAAGUUUCCGAACAGGGAUUGCUGAAUUGAGUUUUGUGGAUUUGUUGUCAUGUUAUAUAAAUUUCCCAGUUGGUGGCAGAUUGAAUGUUUAAGUGGUUACUGCUAUCUUUCCUUCUUUGUUAAUUGCUGAAUUGCAGCUUGCAUUGUAUUUCUGCUACUAUAAAUCUAUGACAAAUCGAGUAUUUAUGAGCCUAAUUAUUUAAUUGGGUAUUUAGUUCUCUUUUCAACUAGAGAAUUUUGAACCCACACAAUUCUGAUAAAACUUUACUAGUUGGCCUGUUCGACAUUUGUUUAAAUUACAGGAAGUGGAAUGUGGACACUUCUAGAUUGUUGAAUUCAUAAGACUAAUUUCCCCAAUACCUUCAUGUUGCAACAAAAGUUGGUGUGUGAAAACUCAUAAGCUUUCCUGCAAAAUGUCCAUAUUUAGGAACAAAGUGGUGUGUUACCAUUUUAUUCCUCUCCUUGAAAUCAUGACAUGAUAAUUGAAGGAAAAUUAUUGGUUAUAAAGUAUGUCCUCGUUGAGGCAAUCUCCUAGUAAAAACCUAAGGUCUAAAGGGUUCAAGGUGAAGAAUGUUCUUCAUAUAUGUUUGUUGCUUGCCAUUUGCAUAUGGUUGCUUUACCAAGUCAAGCACUUCUACAAUGAAAAGAAAGGAUAUAUGGACACUGCAACAGUAUCAGAAGUGCAGAGUGCGAAUGGAAGCUUAAAAUUGGGCCGAAAGGAUGUCCGCUCGCAAACACUGCAAACAGCUUUGGAGGCAGACAGGCAAGAAGAUCAGGAAGGCCUGCUUAAUAUGGAGUUCGAAGAGGUAGUGGAGAAUAAAAUGGAAAAAAGUGAGGAAGAAGGAAGAGGAGGUGGAGACGAUGAGAUAGAUGGACGUGAUCAAGAGAAGUUGGAAGAAGAAGAAUCUGAAGAUGCUGAGGAUCUCAUUGAUGAAGCAGAUACAGUGGAAGACGAAAGCGAAGAGCAAGAGAAUUAAGGAGCAGGGAGUCACUUUGAGGAUGGAAGUUUAUUGGAAAACAAGGCCAACAUGGAGGUGAAAGAAAUGCCAAAACUAAAGAGAAGCAACUAGAAGUAGAGAAGAAGAUCAAGCUGGGUUGAAGACUCUGCUUGGAGAACCAAAACUGAAGCAAAUAAAUGUGAAGAUGCAGCUAGUUUCUAAUGAACUUGUUGGAGGAUUUAUUGGAGAGAUCUUUCAGAAGAUUCAUAAUUUCAUUGGCAAUUGUACAAAUGUUUUUGCUCAACGUCCAGAAGAAAUAAUCAAAACUGGCAAGUAAUUACUCCCAUGAAAUGUGUAUAACUUUUGCCAGGCAUGCAGAUGAAACUAGAAAUAAAGAAAAAAUUUGUAAAUUA